AACGUACGCCUCGAUAUCGGCUUGCGUCUCUUCGACUUCAAGACGACCACAUGCUCAUCAAGACGUCUCGACUGCCACCCGAGUGAUCGUCGCACGAAAAUCUCAAUUCCCGUGGGAUCUUCACGAAAUAUCACGUGACCCAAACAACCACCGAAAGGAGAAGUUCGCUCUCCGACGCUGGCGUUGGCGUCAACAUUGACGUAUCAGGUGACACUGGCGCUAGAAGCAGAAACGGCGAGAAACGCGUGGGCGAGGAACGAACCACAAGUGCGCUCAGUUGCAACGAAUUCAUUCAUCGUGACACUAGCCAAUGGCGGACGACUGGGUGAUGAUUCGUAUAUAUCCGGGUAAUCUCCUACCGGGCAAAGUCUUCACCGCCAUUCAGACACGCCGCUCAACACCAAGCGGCGAGGUCGUACGCCAGGCGCUCAUUAAGCUCGGCAUGCCAGGCAACUCGCGAGAUUUCGAGCUGGUCGAGGUGAGUGCGGUGAGAAAAGACAAAGAACGGAAGCUGACAACAACAGACAUGCCGGGAGUCGUCCAACAGACUUGGUUCGCAAAAGACAACAAUUUGUUCGCUUUGAGGAGAAAAGACGAGUCAGGAUUGAGACCAGAAGACCAGCAGGAGCGUAUCAGUCGUAUCAUGUCGGGUUUUAAUCAUCCCAGUACUCUUAAUGUCGCGGAUUUGUGUACUGCAUCUGAGCUGACUGAGGAAGCAAUGCUCGAGAAUCUGUCGAACCGAUUCCAUUCGGAUGACAUUUAUACGUAUGUUGGGAGCAUUCUUGUCGCUGUCAAUCCAUUUAAGUUGUUGUCAAUAUAUCAACCUAAGUAUGUUGAUAUGUAUCGGCAACAGUCGUUGGGAAAGUUGGCGCCACAUAUUUAUGCUGUCGCCGAUGGCGCGUAUUUUGCUAUGUUGAGAGAGAAGAGGAAUCAGUGUGUGGUUGUGAGUGGGGAGAGCGGGUCGGGGAAGACGGAGAGUACGAAGUACUUGAUGCGGUAUCUUAUGGCGUUGAGUAAUAAGGCGAAAGCGGCGAGUGUUGAGGAGAGGAUUGUCGGGACGAGUGUUAUUUUGGAGGCUUUCGGUAAUGCGAAGACAGUCACCAACAACAACUCUAGUCGAUUUGGGAAAUUCAUAUGUUUAAAGUUUCGAGAGGACGGAGCUUAUGUGUCUGCAUCGAUUGAGAAAUAUCUUUUAGAGAAGUCGAGAAUUAACUUUCAAGCUGAGCAUGAAAGAAACUACCAUGUGUUCUACUACCUACUGGCAGGAGCCGAUGAGGCACUGAGAAAGUCUUUAUGGCUGAAAAAACCCGACUACUAUCACUACCUUAAUCGAAGUCGUUGUUAUCAAAUAGAAGGAGAAGACGAGGUGGCAUUGUUUAACAUGCUGGUGCAGUCUAUGGAGAAGCUAAGAUUUUCAAAUGAAACACAACGAAGUGUGUUUACCAUCCUGGCUGCUCUACUACAUCUUGGCAACGUCACUUUGGUAGAACGAAGUGCCGACAUGACGGGAGUUGAAGUGAAAAAUAUGGCACAACUGAAAGUCGUGUCCGACCUUCUCAAGGUGAGAUUGGAGACUUUGACUGCGGCUUUGACAACGAGGAAGAAUAUGGCUCGUGGUGAAACUGUUAUUAUUCCUUACUCUAAGGAUGAGGCAGUUGGAAAUCGUGAUGCAAUGGCCAAGUCUCUGUACGCAUCUCUUUUCGACUGGAUGGUUGCACAGAUGAACAAAGCAUUAACCGCCAAGCCCGGACGAGCAGUACACACAGGUCGAAGUAUUGGUCUGUUGGACAUUUUUGGGUUUGAGGUGUUUGCUGUGAAUAGUUUUGAACAGUUUUGUAUUAACUAUGCUAACGAACAGUUGCAAUUCUAUUUCAACCAACACGUAUUCAAGUUGGAACAGGAUGAAUACAAUGAGGAAGGCAUACGAUGGAAUGCUGUCGAUUAUGUUGAUAACCUUCAGUGUUUGGAGUUGAUUUCUAAGCGCCCGACUGGUUUGAUGCAUAUUUUGGAUGACGAGUCACGUUUGGCAAGCUCAACGGAUGAGACGCUGCUGCAGAAGUUUGACCUGCAGCAUAAGGAUCAUCCCUGCUUUGCUGUCCCGCAGUUGAAGAAGAACGAUCCCAUGUUUAUGAUUAACCACUAUGCUGGCAGUGUGGACUAUCAUAUAAAGGGUUUCCGUGAGAAAAACAACGACUUAAUUCGACCAGACGUUGUAGCAGUACUGAAGAGCAGCACAAUGCCAUUCUUACGUCAGAUUGUUGAGAGCAGUCGUGCCGUGUUACAGCGGUGGAAGUUGAUACGUCAUUUUGUGCGAGCCUUUUGUAUAUUUAUUCGUGCAGCUAAGAGAGGAAGAGAGAAACGCACAGAAGACGGAGGUCAGCAGAAUGAUGUUGGAAGGAAACUCAUGUCACCAUCCUUGCCUGUACAGAAAUCCCCAUCAUUUGAAAUAACAUUUGCCACUAACUUCUUCGCUGAACCUGAAAGUGUGUAUGGUCGCGCUCUCAGCGUGCAGGACAGGAUCAACAACAUGUCGUUAGAGAUGAAAUCGAUCAAUAAGAAUCGACCGUGCAGCAGCGGGGACGUAGAGGGGAGGGAGAGGUUGUCGUCGGGCUCGGUGCUCCAGAGACGAGCAUCGAAUAAAGGAUCGAAAUACAGGAGAUAUCGGACGCGGUCAAGGCACACGAAGCUUGAGACUUUCAUGGGUUCAGUUGGCUCAUCUUCACCGUUGACUGGGUCUCGCAGUAGUAAUGGCUAUUCAGCUGGGUUUUCGAGAGGCAGCUCACAACGACGGGCGGCGAGCGUGGGAGCUCAGUUUAUGAACUCGUUGAGUUCGUUGAUGGAGACUCUGUCACAAGCGCAGCCAUUCUUUGUACGAUGCAUCAAGUCUAAUGCUUCUCUGACUCCCGGUUUCUUGGACAACAGUAUGGUGCUGAGACAGUUGAGGUACACAGGUAUGUUGGAAACGGUUCGAAUUCGGAAGGCUGGCUAUGGAAUUCGACAGACGUUUGAGGACUUCAGACAGUCAUAUUGGCCUUUGUGUCGCAAAUUCUCAAGCAUCUCGUCGUUCUUGCAAGCAAUGGAACUUGAUCCUCAACACUAUCAAAUCGGAAAGACAAAGGUAUUUCUUCGAGCCAGUCAGCAGACGCUCUUACAAGACAAGCUCGCCAUCCUACUUGAAGAGAAAAUCCGUUUCCUGCAACAUUGGGCAAGAGGCCGACUCCAGCGCAUCGAAUAUUGUCGCAUUCGACAGGCCAUCAUCACCAUCCAGAGUUGGCAUAGAGGAAAUCAGGCGCGCAAGAGGUACUACUGUCUAAGAGAACGAUCCGCUGCUGCUGUGUGCAUUCAGGCCACAUGGAAAGGCUAUUCUAUCCACCAACGUUUUAGACGUUCAGUCGGCGCCGUGAAGACAAUGCAGAGAGUGUGUCGAGGGUUUCUAGCGAGAAGAAGAUCUGAUAGACUGAGAGAAGAGAGGAGAAUUCGGAUGGAGGAAGAAGUAAAACGACGGAAGGAAGAGGAACGUGAUAGGGAAGAUAAGGUGAAGGAGGCGGUAACGUUUGAGGAGAUUGAGAGAGUAGAAGCGGAAGUUCUUAAGUUUAUUGAUAAUAUGCCACUGACCAGACGACGAGCAGUCUCAGUCCCGGACAAACAGUUGGAGAUGAAGGAGGGAGCAGCGAGUGCGGGGAGAAAACUGAGUCAUGCAAGUACAGCGGAAAAUACACGGAGGACAACUGUGACAGGCUCAGGAACACGGGUUGGUCGACUGGCGCUUGCUUAUGAACAUGGCCUAGUGGGUGGUAUGAGUCAGAAACCGGGUAAACCUCCUGAUCUUGAGACUGUGACAGGGAGACAGGUGGGAAGACAGAGGUCACCCUUGUUGAUGCAUAGAGAAAUGUUUGAGAAGGGGCGUUCGAAAUCACUUGAUGCAACAGGUGAGAACACAUCGAGAUCGCUGACUACUAGUCCUGUGCCUUCGUGUGGGAGUCCGACUAUUAGACAACGGAUGGAAUCUUUACAAACGAAGGAGAAGACGAUUGAACAAUUGGAUGAAGACAACAAACGAAAAGAAUCGAGAUUGGCCGAUCUGGCUGGAACACCGACAGUAAAAGUGAGGACUGAGACUGUGUCCAAGUCGAUCAAGAAAACAAUUAAAACCAACGUGAAGCUUCCUCUCAGAGACCGGUCUAUAUCAGAGGGCCAUAAAGGUCCAGUAAAACAUCAGAAACGAUUUAAGAAAGAAUUGAAAUCGCCAACAGCAAAAAUGAUUCAAGGUGUGAUUGGUGCUGUUGUCAGAUCGAGAUCGAGUGAUGCCGUGAAGAUACCUAAAGUGAUAUCUAGCCAGUCUGAUGUCGUUCGACCAACAAAUGCUCACUUUUUGAAAGCCGUCACGUUCAAACGUCUCACCAAUUGUAGCGUCUGUCACAAAGGUAUCACCGGCUUCUUCAAACAAGGAAUCAAGUGUUCGGCUUGUCAACUGUGUUUUCAUCGACAUUGUAUUGCCAAUGCAAAUCAGUGCUGUGGACCUCCUCAACGGACAGUCGUCAACGUGUCGUCUCAUCAUGUCGUCAGCAGUCCAUCCCAACUGCUCGAUCUCGAUCGAUUUCUCGCAGACAAAAUUGCUGCUUAUCACGAUGAAACGGAAACGAGUGGCAAACGAGACAACAUCGUGGAUGUCGUGUUUAAGUCGGCUCUUCGUGAAUUUCACAGCCAUCUUGUGACUGCAUACGCACAGGCAACGGCCGAGAGCAGUGGUCCAUUCGAGCCAUUAACGAGUGAUCACUUGGUGAAUAUGUUUUCUGAUGUGUUGACCAAGGUGUUGAAUGUGAAGCAGAUUGGAGCCGAUUUUCCUGUCGCGAUGGGGCUGAAUGCGUUUAAGCCUCUUAUCGAUGAGUUUGUCAACUCGAGGCGAGUUAUGAAGGAAUCGAUCGAAGAUGCUCAGCGGAAAAAGGGGAGCAAGCGACAACGUAAACGCCAACGCAAAGACAAGGACUUAGUUGAGUAUAACAAGCAUCGCUUUCAUGGCGAAUGUUGCAGUACACCGACUGUGUGUGAAGUGUGCUGUAAGUUGCUCGAAGUGCUACAGACCGGUCAAGUCUGUGAAUUUUGCAAAUUAACAUGUCAUGGCGACUGCGUCAAAAAGACGAAGAAAUGCCUAGGACACUCCAAGGACGCUGGCUGGGGCUCACUGGGAGCAAAAGGCAACCAGCAGCAAUUUGGUGUGGCUCUCGUACAGCUUGCUGAACGUAGUCGGACAAAACUACCGAUCGUAUUCGAUUUAUGCAUCAAUAACUUAGAAGUUAGAGGUCUGUUUACUGAGGGAUUGUAUCGUAAAUCGGCGUCGGCUGUGCAAGUGAGACGCUUACACAAAGCUCUCAACCAAGAUCCUCGAUCUGUAAAGCUCGAUGAAUUUAGCGUUCACACUGUUGCUGCCGUCGUCAAGCAGUUCCUGCGUGAUCUUCCCGAGCCACUUCUCACGUUUGCGUUGUACAGCGAGUUUGUGCAAGCGACAGAGAUUGCGAACAAGCACGCACGAUACAACGCCUUAUUUGAACUCACAGAGAGAUUACCGAAGUCACAUCAGGACGUCUUGGAAAGAAUAGUGUAUCAUUUGGCAAGAGUAGCUCAACAAGAGCAAUCCAACAAAAUGUCUGUCUACAAUCUUGCUCUCAUCUUCGCUCCAUGCGUCAUGCUCCCACCGAAAGACACCGCCCCUCUAGAAGCACUCACCGAUCUCCAAAAACAACGCAGUUGUGUGGAAUGUCUCAUCGAUGGACAGAAAUCGAAAAUUAAAACGACGUUGUCUGAUCUCAGUGUGCUGGACGCGGAAGCGUAUACAAAAUCAAAAUACCUCAGCGUUCUUUCUGUGAAAAAGGCUCGAUCAUCAAUUCACUUACAGUCACCGUCAGAGAGGUCAUCUACAUGUUCUGAGGAUUUGGUCGACAAUGCGCUCAGUGUUGUUGAUUAUCUUCGCGAGCUGGACUCGGAAGAGCAGAAGAUAAAGGCAGAACUGGCAGAGCUGGAGAAGGAACGGACGGAGUUGACUGAAUUGAUGCCGACCUUGCAGCCACGACGACGGGAGUCGGUCGAGGAGACGGACGAAGAACUUAGUGAUACGGAACAGACGAAAGACGGUAUGUCAUCUGGUGACGAGCUGGAAGGAUCGGAGGAUGAAUCACAGUAUGCACUAACGUUUGAUCUGCCCGCUGCUCCUUCUAAACUACAACACAAGAACAGAUGCAGAGUCAAGCUUGCCAAGCGACGAGCACCGUCCCGUAUGUUUAGAAAACAGAUGAAGAAUGCUAAGAGUACGGACAACUUGUUGCGUUGGAAGGAAACACCCGAGACAUCCAACUGCAUGUACAAAGUGUGAGCCUGAUUAUGGGUUGCAUUAUAAGUUAGUUUGUUCAUCUAACUUUAUAUGAGAGAUAGUAUGCUAAAUUGUAUGUGAAAUGAGUUUAAAUUAAUGAAUUGAGAUUUGCGAAUUAAGUCAAAGUUUGAUUUUUUGGGUUUGA
Corticium candelabrum is the source of this 6509-nucleotide messenger RNA. Its product is annotated as unconventional myosin-IXa-like. Gene Ontology annotation, molecular function: microfilament motor activity; GTPase activator activity; ATP binding. NCBI's taxonomy places the organism in Eukaryota, Metazoa, Porifera, Homoscleromorpha, Homosclerophorida, Plakinidae. The record is from RefSeq and is a predicted model, not a curated record. The transcript is spliced from 39 exons. Gene Ontology annotation, biological process: intracellular signal transduction. Gene Ontology annotation, cellular component: myosin complex; actin filament. Bases 311 to 6367 code for a protein of 2018 amino acids.